Molecule: messenger RNA, 3492 nt
Organism: Pogoniulus pusillus (Red-fronted tinkerbird)
Lineage: Eukaryota; Metazoa; Chordata; Aves; Piciformes; Lybiidae
Gene: TBCK
Product: TBC1 domain containing kinase
Exons: 26
Coding region: 221-2902 (893 amino acids)
Biological process (GO): protein phosphorylation; activation of GTPase activity; mitotic spindle organization
Cellular component (GO): kinetochore; spindle pole; nucleus
Molecular function (GO): ATP binding; GTPase activator activity; protein serine/threonine kinase activity
Source: RefSeq, a predicted model, not a curated record
GUGACGCAGGUUUGAGGGGCAGCGCGGCCCUGGCUGUGGGCAGCGGCUCUGGCGUUCCCUUGGCUCUGCCAGGUCCUGCUAGGCUGGGCGCUUCCCGCAGGGCUCAGCCUCUGCCGGUGACCUGGGCAGCUGAGGCGCUGAGCCAGCGGCUGCUUCGGCCAGUGUAGCGGGAGCGAGGGAACACAAAUUGCUUCAAAGGGCUUAAGACUCUGUGAAGAAGAUGUUUCCUUUAAAAGACACAGAGAUGGGCGCUUCCACCUUCUUUGCCUCAGCUCUGCCACACGAUGUUUGUGGAAGUAACGGCCUUCCUCUGACACCUAACUCCAUAAAAAUUUUGGGGAGAUUUCAAAUCCUGAAAACAAUCACCCAUCCCAGACUCUGCCAGUAUGUUGAUAUUACCAGAGGUAAACAUGAGAGACUGGUUGUGGCAGCUGAACACUGUGAAAAGAGCCUGGAAGAUUUGCUACGAGACAGAAAACCAGUCAGUCCUUCAAAGAUCUUGUGUAUAGCAUAUGAGGUUUUGCAAGGUUUGCAAUAUAUGAACAAACACGGAAUGGUCCACCGAGCACUCUCGCCUUGCAAUAUUCUUUUGGAUCAGAAGGGGCAUGUGAAGCUGGCUAAAUUUGGACUCUACCAUAUGACUGCUCAAGGUGUUGAUGUUGAUUUUCCUAUAGGGUACCCAUCGUAUCUGGCACCUGAAGUAAUUGCGCAAGGAAUAGUCAAACCGAGUGAUCAUACUCAGUGUGAGAAGCCUCUGCCUUCUGGCCCUAAAUCAGAUCUGUGGUCUCUUGGUAUAAUAUUAUUUGAGCUUUGUGUGGGAAGAAAAUUAUUUCAGAGUUUGGAGAUAGCUGAGAGAUUGAAAUUUAUAAUUACAUUAGGCUGUGUAGAUGAUAUUGUAACUGUAUUGGCUGAAGAACAUGGUUGCCUUGAUACUCUUAAGGACCUUCCUGAAAAUAUCACAGCUCUACUGAAAAAAUGCCUUACAUUCCAGCCUUCUAAGAGGCCAACUCCAGAGGAAUUGCUACAUGACAGUUUGUUUAGUGAGCUAUCUUCAGUAUAUCCUCCCUUCCGCAAACCUGCUGGUCUGUUCUCAUCUUCUCCAAGGUGUUCUGAUUUAAUGCUUCCUGAAGACAUAAAUCAAUUAUGUAAAGAUGAAGAUAUUGAUUAUCUAGCAGAAAGAUCAAUUGAAGAAGUUUAUUAUCUCUGGUGUUUGGCUGGAGGAGAUUUGGAGAAAGAACUUGUCAACAAGGAAAUCAUUCGAUCCAAGCCACCUAUCUGCACACUUCCCAACUUUUUAUUAGAAGAUGGUGAGAGCUUUGGGCAAGGACGAGAUAGAAGUUCCCUCCUAGAUGACACAACUGUGACAUUGUCUCUUUGCCAGCUCCGAAAUAGACUGAAAGAUGUUGGUGGGGAAGCAUUUUAUCCACUGCUUGAAGAUGACCAGUCAACAUUACCUCAUUCAAACAGCAGUAAUGAGCUGUCUGCAGCUGCCAGCCUUCCUCUGAUCAUCCGGGAGAGGGACACAGAGUACCAGCUGAAUCGAAUUGUCCUGUUUGACAGGCUGUUGAAGGCCUACCCAUACAAGAGAAACCAAAUUUGGAAAGAAGCCAGGAUUGACAUCCCUCCUCUGCUGAGAGGCAUAACCUGGGCUGCCCUGUUGGGUGUCGAGGGAGCCAUUCAAGCAAAAUAUGAUGCCAUUGAUAAAGACACACCAAUUCCUACAGACAGACAAAUUGAAGUUGAUAUUCCUCGUUGCCAUCAGUAUGAUGAAUUGCUGUCAUCACCAGAAGGUCAUGCAAAGUUUAGACGUGUAUUGAAGGCCUGGGUUGUUUCCCAUCCUGAUUUGGUGUACUGGCAAGGUCUUGACUCGCUUUGUGCACCAUUUCUGUACUUGAAUUUUAACAAUGAAGCUCUGGCAUAUGCCUGCAUGUCUGCUUUUAUCCCCAAGUACUUGUAUAACUUCUUUCUGAAGGAUAAUUCUCAUGUUAUUCAAGAAUACCUGACAGUGUUUUCCCAGAUGAUUGCAUUCCAUGAUCCAGAGCUGAGUAACCACCUCAAUGAAAUUGGUUUUAUUCCCGAUCUGUAUGCUAUUCCAUGGUUUCUUACAAUGUUUACACAUGUCUUCCCUUUGCACAAAAUUUUUCACUUGUGGGAUACUUUACUUCUUGGAAAUUCCUCCUUCCCAUUCUGCAUUGGAGUUGCGAUACUUCAACAGCUGAGGGAUCGGCUUCUGGCCAAUGGAUUCAAUGAAUGCAUUCUCCUUUUCUCAGACUUGCCAGAGAUUGACAUUGAGCGUUGUGUCCGUGAGUCCAUCAACCUGUUCCGCUGGACACCAAAGAGUGCUACGUACCGGCAGUACGCGCAGCCUCCUCGGCAGGCCGGUGAGAGCAAUGGCGCAUGGACUUCCAUGUCCUGCUUCUCAGCAGACUACCAGGAAACACCUCGAGGUGACCUAUCUAGGGAUUCCAUCAAGUUGGAUGACCUGAAGGCAGAGGUGUCACCACGAAUUUCAGCAGAAGAUCUGAUUGAUUUGUGUGAGCUGACAGGACCUAGCCAUUCCAAGACACCUGUAAAGAAAACAAAGCCUAGCAAGCCAAAGCUGCUGGUGGUGGACAUUCGCAACAGCGAAGACUUUAACCGUGGCCACAUAUCUGGCAGCAUCAAUAUCCCAUUCACGUCAGCAUUUACUGCAGAAAGGGAUCUCAUCCAGUGCCCAGCAACUGCCACACUCCAGAGCUUUAAGGGAAGAGUUGUGGUGAUUGUUGGAAAUGCAGUGAAGAACACAGCUGCUUUUGCAGCUCAUCUAGUGAAAAACAAGUAUCCAAGGGUCUGCAUCCUAGAUGGAGGGAUCAACAAGAUCAAGCCAACUGGUCUCCUCACUGUUCCUUCACCACAGAUUUAAGUGACUGCAAACAUUCAGGACUAUCCGAGUAAGGACCAUCUGAGUAGGGAAGCCUUUUCAUUACAGUGUGGAUAUCCCAAACACAAAGGGCUUUAUGAAGUUUUCAUUCUGCAAGAUGUCCAGAUGAGCAGUGUCUUAUCCUGAAGAUUUAAAGCACUGGUGCUUUGUGUUUACUCUUUUAUAUAGAGCUGCAGUGGGAAAAGGUAGAAACUGUGAAGCUUCAGACUUUCCAAGAAACCUCAUUCAGCAUUGAUGUCGUACACAACUGGUUGAACAAGUCUGAACACAAGAAGAAUAACUCAUCUGAUGCUGAGUAUCUUACAUUUCUGCAGAACUAAAUAAACUGCCACUUGAUGUCUCUAAGCUGCACUUAAAUAGAUUGUUCUUCAAAAGUGUUUUACUGUGAAUAUAGAAAGUAAUGAGGUGAAAGCAUACUCCAUGUGUAUCCUCUGGGAAAAAAGUGUGUUUUACACAAUAACUGCUGUAUCAUGGGAGUUUUCUGUAGUUUGUUUCAUCAUGUUUUUUUGAGAAAGCACCUUUUCAGCUGGAUUGGAAAUAAAGAUGUGUCGCAGACUGGGAGUCACUGUUAA